This is a messenger RNA of Penicillium longicatenatum, 447 nucleotides long. RefSeq lists its product as uncharacterized. The record is from RefSeq and is a predicted model, not a curated record. The coding region runs from base 1 to 447 and encodes 148 amino acids. The transcript has a single exon. NCBI's taxonomy places the organism in Eukaryota, Fungi, Ascomycota, Eurotiomycetes, Eurotiales, Aspergillaceae.
AUGGUCGACUUAAACAAGCCCGGCUCGAUCGAGCGAGUCAUCGCAAUCACCGAGAUCGAACGAAUUCUAAACAAAUACUGCAUAAUGGCGCACGAGAAUGCCCCCUUUUCUGAAAUGGCGAAUCUUUUUCAUUCCAACGGCAUUUUUCGUCUCCCAAACGGAGCCGGAGUUCCCCCGCAAGAAAUGGGAACCGUCGUCCAGGACAAACCCCCAGCCUUUAUCCGCCACCAUCUCACUAGUGUGGAUAUCGAAUUCACAAGUGAGACAGAAGCAAAGACUAAGUCACUUUUCUUUGCUAUGACUGGCAUAUCCACAAUUGAUCAUUGGGGUUACUGGCAGGAUGUCUUCCAAAGGACUGAGGAUGGAAAGUGGUUGAUCGAGGUUCGGGAAAUCGUGGUGGAAGGUCAGGAUUCUAAUGGGUGGUAUGCGGGCGCAUAUGGCCAGUGA